AUGGGUAUUGAAAAAGAAAUCAUCAAGGAAGGCAAUGGUAUGAAACCAAUCAAAGGAAAUAUGGUUCAACUCCACUAUACAGGAAGACUUGCAUCAAAUAACAAUGUCUUUGAUACCUCUGUCAAGAAGGGCAUUCCAUUCCAGUUCAAGUUGGGCCAUGGAAAGGUUAUUAAAGCUAACAUGAGCAGAGGAGAAAAGUGUAGAGUUACCAUCACCCCAGAUCGUAUGUUUACAAUGACAUUUGCAUACGCACAACGUACGAAUAUCCCUGGUAUUCCACCAAACUCUACCUUGAUCUUUGAUAUGGAACUUGUUGGUUGGACCCAAUAA
Cavenderia fasciculata is the source of this 330-nucleotide messenger RNA. RefSeq lists its product as uncharacterized. The transcript is spliced from 5 exons. Bases 1 to 330 code for a protein of 109 amino acids. The record is from RefSeq and is a predicted model, not a curated record. NCBI's taxonomy places the organism in Eukaryota, Evosea, Eumycetozoa, Acytosteliales, Cavenderiaceae. Gene Ontology annotation, molecular function: peptidyl-prolyl cis-trans isomerase activity.